Pseudocercospora fijiensis CIRAD86 is the source of this 1101-nucleotide messenger RNA. RefSeq lists its product as uncharacterized. The transcript has a single exon. Bases 1 to 1101 code for a protein of 366 amino acids. NCBI's taxonomy places the organism in Eukaryota, Fungi, Ascomycota, Dothideomycetes, Mycosphaerellales, Mycosphaerellaceae. The record is from RefSeq and is a predicted model, not a curated record.
AUGAGCAUCGAACGAAAAGCGCAGAGACUUUUUGCAUUCGGAUCUAAUGGCUCUGGACAAUUAGGCAUCGGGCACAGGGACGAUGUUUCAGCACCGCAAGAAUGUGUACAUGAUUCUAGUCUUGAUGGUACGACUCUCAAACAGCUAGCAGCAGGUGGCAAUCAUGCGCUGGUUUUGUCACACGGCGGCAAAUUGAUUUCUACUGGAGACAAUAGCGAUGGAAGAUCCUGGUUGCAAGAAAGAGAGGCGAGUAGCAGAUGGACUUCUGUUCAAAAUGUUGCAUCAGAGGAGACUGCUGGAGCAGGAGCUGUAGAUCACGUUGCCGCGACUUGGUCUGCUUCUUUCGCUGUAUGCCAUGGCAAAUCAUCCGCAAUCAUCGCCAGUGGCACUGGCAAUUCCGGCGAGCUCGGCUUAGGUCGCGACGUAGUGACUGCACAAAGUCCGCAAUGCAUCAAAAACCUCUGGCCAGAGAGCGCUAAGGUUGUCAAAGCUGCAUCAUGCAUGGGCCAUGUUGCUAUUGUGCUGUCAAACGGCGAAGUCUGGGGUUGGGGCAAAGGGCGCAAAGGCCAGCUAGGACAGCCCAACGAGAAUGUCUGGACUCCACGCAAGAUAGAGGGCAUUCCAUUCUUCGCUGUCGAUGCAGUCUGCGGCAAAGACUUUACAUGCAUAUUUGGCGACCCUGCAACGGGAGAGCUACUCGUGCUUGGACCAACUGGCAGUGAUCGCUUCGGAAUCAGGUCCAAUGCCCCAGCAUCUGUAUCUGGAUGGAAGCAAGUCGCAGCGAGCUGGGGUAGCAUCUACGUCCUAUUCCCACCAGGUGAGGUAGUCUCUUGGGGUAGGAAUGAUCACGGCCAGCUUGCGCCUCCGAAAUUGCCUCCUUUGGGUCUCAUUGCAUCAGGCAGCGAACAUUGUCUCGGUCUGACAAAGACUGGCAAGGUGUUAGCUUGGGGAUGGGGAGAGCAUGGUAAUUGCGGUAUACCAACCGAUGACUCGGGUGACGUGACAGGUCGAUGGAAUGAGAUCCCUCUAUCUCAUCCGGCGACUUCCAUUUUUGCUGGAUGUGCGACCAGCUUCAUUGUGACGGAGGUGGAAGGCAAAUGA